Messenger RNA from Closterium sp. Yama58-4, 306 nucleotides. The record is from the annotation of a GenBank genome assembly. Lineage: Eukaryota; Viridiplantae; Streptophyta; Zygnematophyceae; Desmidiales; Closteriaceae.
AUGAUUCUGAUCCAAAUUCAUGAUCUCUUGGGGCGACGCCCCUAUCCCAAGCAGAUCGAGAAGGAUGCUGCUAAAGUAGAGGACAUGAAGGCACGCGGUGCAGAUUCGCACGACAUCAAACAGCAGGAGAACGUUCUCGCCGAAUCGCGUAUGAUGGUCCCUGAUUGUCGCAAGCGACUCGAAUCCGCCUACUACGACCUCCAAUCCGCAGUGGAUGGAGCAAAAGAUGAUCCAACACUGAUAGAAUCACAGGAGUUCAAAGACGCAUUGGAGAUUGUGGCAGAGGCUUCAGGGAUUGUUGGUUAA